This is a messenger RNA of Diversispora eburnea, 2922 nucleotides long. The record is from the annotation of a GenBank genome assembly. Lineage: Eukaryota; Fungi; Glomeromycota; Glomeromycetes; Diversisporales; Diversisporaceae.
GCGGUGCAAGCCUGGAAUCUAGAAUUUGAUAUAAUCAACAUGCUUGCACUAAGAACUUUUACUCCUUUGAAAAAUUUAAAAUCGGCACAAGUCUUAUCGGCAGUUUCUCAACACAAAUGUUCUCGAAUUUUUGAAAAAAAGGAAGAUGUCAUGGCGUCAACCAAUUCAUCUUUUGGAUUAGUACAGUGUCGAGGUCUGAACACUGAAAGUCGUACAGAAAUUAAACCUACAUCUUCAAGUGUUAGCAAAAUAGAAAAGAAAUCAUCUUCACUUAUCAAUUUUGACAAUUCAGCACAAUAUGUGUUGUCCACAGUAGAUAAAAUUAUUAACUAUACUCGUCAAUCCUCCAUCUGGCCAAUGACUUUUGGUUUAGCGUGUUGUGCCGUUGAAAUGAUGCAUAUGGCGGCGGCAAGAUAUGAUCAGGAUCGUAUUGGAAUUGUUUUUCGAGCGUCCCCUCGUCAAUCAGAUGUUAUGAUAGUGGCGGGUACUUUGACGAAUAAGAUGGCACCCGCAUUAAGAAAAGUUUAUGAUCAGAUGCCAGAACCAAGAUGGGUAAUUUCAAUGGGUUCUUGUGCAAAUGGUGGUGGAUAUUAUCAUUAUUCUUAUAGUGUUGUCAGAGGUUGUGAUAGAAUUGUGCCAGUUGAUAUAUAUGUCCCGGGAUGUCCUCCUACAGCAGAAGCAUUAAUGUAUGGUGUACUUCAGUUACAAAAGAAAAUGAGAAGAACUAAAUCCACAACACAAAUACCAACCGUAACGGACCCAGUACUGAAUAAGUUAGAAGGUAGAUUAAAUGCCAAUGAAUUAUAUAAUAAUGCCAUGGGAUUACUUCAAAGUUUGGAGACACCACCAAAUGAAAGGAAAAUUCCGAAAAGUCAAAUGUUAGAUGAAGCGGAACCCAACAUUUUUAUUUUCUUAUAUAAAUUUUUCAGUCAGCUAUUAUUCUCUAUGUUCGAUUUACAUUCCCCAAUAACAACGGAAGAUUUAGAUAUAGAAAGGCAAUCAAAUACAGAGACUAAAGAUCCGAAAUUAAUAAGGGCAAUAAAAUUAUUAGAAAAAGCAGCUUUUGAAUAUGGACAUGAUGAUUCAUUGUUUACUCUUGGAGAAAUAAACUUUUAUGCAAAAUAUAAUCAUCCACGUAAUCUCUCAGCAGCAUUUCAUUAUUAUCGAAAAUUAACAGAUCGAUCUGGUAAUUCAACCGCACAACAAAUGGUUGGUUUCAUGUACGCGACUGGUAUUGGAAAUGUAGUUCCGAGGGAUCAAGGAAAAGCAUUACUUUAUCAUACUUUUGCAGCACUUGGACAUGAUACUGCAUCUGAAAUGACAUUGGCUUAUCGAUAUUUGUCAGGAAUUGGUGUACCACGUAGUUGUGAAGAUGCUGUAUUUUAUUAUAAACGAGUUGCAGAAAAAGCAAUUGAAUAUUUUAAAUCGGGACCACCAGGCGGUCAUCAACUUCCUAUGUUAAAAGUUAAAUUAUAUGAUGAAGAUGGUGGUAUUUUUGGAUAUGGAGCUAGUGGAUCCGGUGCUAGUUCAUCUUCAAAACAUGGGGAUCAAGCUACUUGGGAUGAUAUUUUAGAUUAUUAUCGUUAUUCAGCUGAACGAGGUUUAGGUCAACUUUAUUACCAAGGAACUCGUAAUACUCCACAAAAUUUCACACAUGCAAUUCGAUUUCUUAAACAAGUAGCAAGUCAAUAUUGGCCAAAUGAUAAUACAGAAGUUGAUCUUUCUUCAAAACCUGUUCAAGCAGCAGGUCAGGCGGCUGGAAUUUUGGGUCAAAUGUAUUGGCGUGGUGAAGGAGUUGAACAAAAUAAUCAUACUGCUUACGAAUGGUUCGUGAGAGGUGCUCAAGUGGGUAACCCUGCAUCUAUCAAUGGACUUGGCAUGAUGUUUUUAGAAGGUGUCGAAGUUUCAAAGAAUCCCGAUAAAGCUAUGAGUUAUUUCAAAAGUGCAGCAGAUGCGGAAUUUCCGGAUGCACAUGCACAAGUUAAUUUAGGUCUAUUGUAUUUGAAAAGAGAUGAUUUUAAAAAUGCUUUUGAAUAUUUCCAAAAAGCUGUUAAACUUAUGCAUCAUAUUCUAGCAUAUUUUUAUUUGGCUGAAAUGUAUGCAAACGGUUCAGGUGUAGAACAGUCAUGCUCUGUUGCGGCUGCAUUCUAUAAGGUUGUUGCUGAACGAGGUGAUUGGCUCCACUCACCAUUUCCCAAUGCACAUAUGGCUUAUGUAUCAGGUGACAGAGAUAGUGCUUUAAUAUAUUAUUUAAUGGCAGCUGAAAAAGGUUAUGAUGUUGGACAAUCAAAUGUUGCUUGGCUUUUAGAUAAAGGCAAUACACCAAAACCCGAUGUUUCACGUGAAAAAUUAGCAUUACUAUAUUGGACUCGAUCUGCUAAUCAAGGAAAUGCAGAUUCAAGAGUUAAAAUGGGAGAUUAUUAUUUUAAAGGGUUUGGUACUAAAUCAGAUUAUGAAAAGGCUGCAGCUUGUUAUCAGGUUGCUGCUGAAUCAGAUUAUAGCGCCAUGGCAAUGUGGAAUCUAGGAUGGAUGUAUGAGAAUGGUAUAGGUGUUGAUUUUCAUUUAGCGAAAAGGUGGUAUGAUUUAUCCUUAUCAACUAAUCCUGACGCAUACCUUCCUGUUAUAUUAUCAUUAAUUAAACUUAAUAUAAAACGGAUAUGGAAUUAUUUCGCCGGAAUUGAUGUGGGAGGAGAUAACAUUAAUAAAAAUGAUGCAUCUAGUGGAUUUUGGUGGAGUCCAGAAGGAGAAAAAUUAAUUAAAGAAUAUAAUGUUCGAAAAGAUUAUGAACAAAAUGAUGAAGAAAGAGAUGCUUGGAUGGAAACGUUAAUGAUAUUAGUAAUGUGUGCUAUGGUUGGUUGGUUAUUAUAUAUUCGUCAACUUAGAUGGGAUCCAGCAGGAAUUCAAGUUAAAAAUUUUGAUUAA